Messenger RNA from Exophiala mesophila, 1128 nucleotides. RefSeq lists its product as uncharacterized. Gene Ontology annotation, cellular component: Fanconi anaemia nuclear complex; FANCM-MHF complex. The record is from RefSeq and is a predicted model, not a curated record. Gene Ontology annotation, molecular function: chromatin binding; protein heterodimerization activity. The coding region runs from base 124 to 456 and encodes 110 amino acids. Gene Ontology annotation, biological process: replication fork processing; resolution of meiotic recombination intermediates. NCBI's taxonomy places the organism in Eukaryota, Fungi, Ascomycota, Eurotiomycetes, Chaetothyriales, Herpotrichiellaceae. The transcript has 3 exons.
AGAUGGUUUUCAUGUCCAUAACUCCUCAGGUCAUCUUGGUCGACGAUACUAGUUCAUUAUAUCCAUAAUCACCUCCCCUUGGACCAUCACCCUCCCCUCCCCCCCUACGACACCGACAUCAUCAUGCCGUCAACUGAUCCAGAACUCGAUUCCCAGGCUCUUACCGAGAAACUUCGAUCAGCACUAUGGUUUCACAUUGGUCAAAUGGUCGAUGAAGAGAGCAUCGAACUCGGUGUCAACGCCACCCCACAAUUCAUUGGAAGUCUGAUGGAACUCGUUUGGGCUCAGAUUGAGAAUACAGCAGUCGACCUGGAAUCUUUUGCCAAGCAUGCAGGUCGCAGUAAGAUCAAGACUGACGAUGUCAUGUUGUUGACGCGGAGAAACGAGGGUCUGGCUGAGGUUUUGACCCAAGAAUUAAACAAGAUCGAGGCCGAGAGGAAGAGGAAAGCCGGAUGAGGAGGAACGUCCAAGAACGUUACUUCAGACGCCGUUUGUAUUCGGCCGCGUCGACGCCGAUUGAGCUGGAUCAUCACCAAGUUUCUCGACUUUUCCAGGAGGAAUCACAGCGCUUGUUUUCUUCUCGAGAACAGCAAUUUGUGUCUAGUACCGAACCGACCAAGACCUGAUUGCUGCGAGGCGCAGAAGCCGGGCUGAGUGAGCACACCGUUCAACUUCCCCUGACAAAUACCCUGCACACACAGCAAAUCGAGAGGAUCGAUAGUACAACUAUCGAGGAACACCAAGAAGUCUGCAUCCAACUACGAUGUGUGUCGACCACAAUCAAGAGACACCUUGCUCAAAGGAAGAAAGCCCAAGGCAUGGCUUGAUUGUCAAUGCGAAACUGAAAGAGGACCCUUUUUAAAUGGUCAGAAAGAGGAAUUGGGGCCACGGAAUGGAUUGCUCAUGGUAUACGUGGGAGAGUCCUCAUGAGACUGUCUCCGCGACGAAGCAAACAUUACACGAGGGUCUACUAUUGUACAUAAGUCUUUGUCAUGGUCACGACCGUGCCGAGAUGGCCGACAGCCAUUUCUGUUCGUCCUUGCUGUCGACAUAUUAGCACCAAUUUGCCCGAAGGUUAACAAAGCUGAGCGAAUAACUUACCGGUCGAAAUGCAACAACAUCCCCAGG